AUGCUCGUUUGUGAUUGCAGACCACAAGAAGUCAUCAUCUUCAUUGUGGGGGGAGCGACGUACGAGGAGGCGCGAAGCAUAGCUCUGCUCAACUCUCAAGGGACGAGCGGGCCGGGUCUAGGCACUCGCUUCCUCUUGGGCGGAACGACGGUGCACAACAGUUCCACAUUUCUCGAUUUCGUUCAGGACACUGCAUCUCGUUGUGGUCCUUCGAUCACUCGAGCUGCACCGCCUCAAGGCGCACCUGCGGGCGCGCUUGGCACAGCCAGCAGCAGCAGCAACCCUUUGAACCUUGGUGUGCCCGCUGGACCGGAAAUUGCACCGACGGCUGCCGGUGGACUGCUGGACCCGGGAAGGAUUGGAGAAGCGGCGGAAGGCGCUAGAGAUAUUGCUAGAGGCAUCUUUGGAAGGGUGCAGGGAGCGGUGCAGGGUUUGUAG
Molecule: messenger RNA, 438 nt
Organism: Ceraceosorus guamensis
Lineage: Eukaryota; Fungi; Basidiomycota; Exobasidiomycetes; Ceraceosorales; Ceraceosoraceae
Exons: 2
Coding region: 1-438 (145 amino acids)
Biological process (GO): vesicle-mediated transport
Source: RefSeq, a predicted model, not a curated record